UUUUAAGUCGUAUAUAUUUAAAGAUGAUGAUGUAAAUGAUAGACGUAAAGUAAUUAUUUUCAGGAGCUUGUUUUAGAUGUGUGCGCAAUGAUCAUAUUUCAGGACGUAUAUUAUGUGUAGAACUUGAGGACUUCAAAAGCAGGUUAAAAGCGAAAUAGGACAUUUGUUUCCAAAAUCUACUUGAAGUAUAUGUUGAGAAAACGGUGUACAUCAUUUUAGGAGAAUGAAAGAAAGGGGUCGAAUCGAAAUCAUCCUGAGCUAUAUUGUACCUCGUCGUCGCCUAGUCAUUCCAAUACUCUUGUUGAUGGGAGUAGCAAUACUAAUUUUUGCGAGAGCUACAGGAGAAAUGCCUAGUCGAAAAACAAGAAGUGUUCCUGAGUUUGAAGAAUACACUUACGAAAGCCUCCUAAGUACAUUCCAUAAUGUUACACAAAUUAAUCCUCACAAAUAUCACUAUAUACAUUCUCCAAUAAAAAUAUGCAAAGCAAAUGGUAAUUCAGAAGAUCCAGAACUGUUGAUUUUAGUUAAGUCUGAUGUUACGCAUUUUAGUUAUCGAAUGGGCAUUAGAUCAACAUGGGGAAACUUUUCCAUUAAUUCCUUCAAACUCGUAUUUCUCUUAGGAUACUCUUCAACAAUAGAAGCUUUAGUUCAAAGUGAAAAUGACAAAUACCAUGAUUUAGUGCAAGAAAACUUUGUCGACGCCUAUAGAAAUAACACCAUAAAAACAAUUAUGGCAUUUAAUUGGGCUGUACGAACUUGUCCUGGUACAAAAUAUGUAUUAUUUGUCGAUGAUGACUAUUUCGUUAAUGUAAACUCAGUAACAGAAUUUCUGAAAGUAAAUGCCACAUUAGAAAGUGAUUUAUUCGUAGGCUUCCGAGUGGACAAUGCAAGGGUAUUCCGAUAUAUCGAAUCGCAAUGGUACAUGACAAAACCAGAAUAUCCCUUCCUUCAUUAUCCACCAUAUAUUAGUGGCGGUGCAAUGCUAUUAUCGAUGAAAACAGCAAUGAUUUUACAGAACUCAUUAGCAUACGUCAGAUAUUUGUAUGUGGACGAUGUUUACAUUGGUAUAGUUGCUUAUUUACUUAAUAUUAAUCUCACUCAUAGUGACCGUUUCGUAUUGACCUUCGCGAGUGAUAACCUUGACAGCUGUCUUGCGGCCCAUAAUUAUGGAUCACCUGAUAGUUUGAUUCAGGAAUGGAAAAUCUUUCUCCGGAGGCAUUACGAUUAUACUGUUCAUAUCUAUUCACAACAGAUGAAGGAUAUUUUAUACAUCAAAUAACGACUGAUAAAGUAUAGCAUUCAGUUUGAUAUUGUCAGCAAUUUUAGCUUCAUAGCAAUUAUUGAUAUUAUAACAGUUUCCCGCAUAUUUUUGCUUUUUUAAGGUGAAAGGAAGGAUAGAUGGAGAAUUUUAUAUAGCAUUUGCAAUAUCACAUCUGUAUCAACCAGAGACAUCAAUAUAAUCCCAAGAGCUCUGCUCGAGGGAUUAUAUUGGUUGAGGGUUGAUAGGGUGUGUGAUAUUGAAAAAAAAAAACAUAUCAUAUACACUUUAUUAUAUAACCGAAGUAGAUGUUUUUUUUCACGUGACAUAACGUAAUAUAGAUUAGGGUUUGAUAAAGCCUUUGCAACCGUGACUGAUAUCGAUGAAGAGACGUCAUAUAGAUUAGGGGAUGAUUAAGGCUUUGCAACCUGACUGAUGUCGAUAUCAUCACGGAUGUCUGUUACAGCACGAUUCCCAUUGGUCGUGUUACACAUACAAUUUACAUGUAUUUACUACUAAGUAUAAAAUAAAAGUAAUUAUCUGCCCUCAUGUAAAAACAUCUUGUUUUGAAAUAUAUUUUUGGGGUUACCCAUUGACAUAUAUAUAAACAUAAAUGGCAAGAUCUCAAAAUCAGGCUAUUUCAGCUUUUUCCUGCAGUGCUUCAUUAACUCAAAAAGUAAGAAAAUUGUAAUAUUGGGACGGAUAUAGAAAAUUUUAAAUGUCCAUAGCAAAUGCAUGUGUGUAUUUGAUAUUAAAAACCUUAAUUUUUAAUUGAAUAUAGACUUCAGAGUGGGCCAUUUGAAUAAGUGAUUUUUUUACGUUUUGUAAAUAUAAUAAUUUUUUUUAAACAUAUUUAGGAAGAUGAUCUUACUACGUAACUGUUUAUUCAGACAAUUGUACCCUCAGUGAAUGACAUGCAAGUGUAAGGCUGAUUGGGUCACUUCUAGGAGGAAACCGUCGUUAAAUGGUAGAUACAGCAGACAAAGCUUAAUUGAAAAAAAAUGGUUUGAUAAAGCAAAGAAAAUAAGAUACUGUCAGUUAAAAUCAAAUUUCACUUGCAGUUGAUCUUUUUGAUUGAGAAACCAACAUUGUGAUAGAUCUUAGUUUAGUCAAGAUACCAUUGUAGACCAUACCGAAUGCCAAAGUCCAGUUACUGUAACUCUUCAGCCGAUUUAAGUUCACCAGACCAAUAUACUUUAUAUGAGUAAAAUUCAAGAGUCCAGCAAAAGUAUUACACUGCCAUAUUUAUUAGUUGCAAAUGCCAUGCAAUUCCAUACAAAGUUCCUUUGAAAUGACUUAGUAUUGAGGGGCAUUCUUUAUUCUGACGUAAAUGCUACACAUACAUUUUGAACAAUUUAAAUACUCACUAAGUAAUUAUUGUAAUUAAUAUUCAAAAGGGACAUUCAUCAUGAUCAGAAAAUGCUCCAAUGAUUCGAUAAUCCGAGGUAUGACAUGACGAUUUGAUGAGGUGCAUUAGUUAUGAUAAAGGAAUAUCAAAUUAAAAUGAUUACAGUAACAUCCAAAUCUCCAGUAAUCUUUCUGUUAAUGGCUUUUAAUUAUGCAUAUAUAUCAAAAUAUUCGUAAGUAAACAACUAGUUUCGUUAAUAAUUUGAAGAAUCAAUUAUCCUUUUGUAAAUUAUACGACAAUAAACAAAAAGACUACAGAAUAACAUUAACGUGAAAAGCCAAGGCAUUGAUAUUUAUAAAUUGUCUUUAAAUAAGUUUGUUGAACGUAUAUGACGUUAUGGUAAAGAUGAUAUUAUAAGCUUAUAUCCUUUAAAGUCAAAUGAGUUUAGAAAGAUGAUAUUCUAGUUGAUAUUUGUUACUUUUCUUUUUUUUUAUAGAUUUCUUAAAACAAAGUUUUAAGAAAAUGAACAUGUGACAUCAUAUGUCAUCUACAGGAACAAUUGAAUAAAUAUAUUGGAGAGUAUUUUUAUUGUCGAACAAGGGUCAACCCUCGCUCGAAAAAGCAUUAAAUACACCAAAGUUUAUCGUGUAUAUUUCUUCUUUUCGGAAUUGAUUAUUUAGGUAAUUUUGUUGUAAUAUUUUGUGAUUUUUCUAAAACUGGUAUUUGGGCACAAAAUAUGCAAAUUAGUCAUAAAUGUGCAUCAUGUAAAAAUAAAAUAACAUGUCGGCAAUAUUCAGACUGUUUCAUUUCAAAUCUUGAUUAUUAUUCAAGCAAUGCAACAAUGGUAAAUUAUGCCAACCUUAAGUUAGUAUUUAUAAGGUUUUUAUGUUCUCAUUUUGUAAUAUUUUUAUAUGAAUUGGCUUUUUGUUGUUUUCUUUUAAAAUAAAUAUAUGAAGAAAGAGA
This is a messenger RNA of Mytilus californianus (California mussel), 3569 nucleotides long. RefSeq names its product beta-1,3-galactosyltransferase brn-like. Gene Ontology annotation, molecular function: UDP-glycosyltransferase activity; hexosyltransferase activity. The transcript has 2 exons. The coding region runs from base 224 to 1279 and encodes 351 amino acids. The record is from RefSeq and is a predicted model, not a curated record. Lineage: Eukaryota; Metazoa; Mollusca; Bivalvia; Mytilida; Mytilidae. Gene Ontology annotation, cellular component: membrane.